AGCAGGAGCAAAACUCAACAGAUUUACACACAGCAGGUGAUCUGUGCUCCCACCCAGUACACUGCUCAUAUUUCCUUUUUUCCCCUCAAUUGAUCAUUGCAAAUAAACACUUUACAUUCAGCCUUCAGGUGCACCAAACAUCUUUCAUGGUGCCGAACGGGGGGCGAGAUGGAACUUGCAUUCCACCACUCUCCUUUGUACACACCCGGUGAAUAGCCUUUAGAUCGGGCUUUGUGGGAAUGAUUGUCAGUGGCUUAAUGAGCGUCUUUGCCAAGCUAGAGGCUUUGGCAACAUAUGUGACUACAGUGGCUCCGCUCCUGUCCGUCUCCAGCCUGUAUGACACGACACACAACGGGGCUCAGUACUCUCCAUUUUUUUUGCAGAAAAAUCUGAUUUUACCCAACUAAUGGUUUCCAUUCUCUUCUGGAUUUUAUCACCUGGAAAGGAGCGGUGUCUCCUCCCAUGGGGACCAGAGCUGAGAGCGAAGUAAAAUCCUGUACAGCAUCUUCAGCGCGCCAGAGAAAUGAACUGAAGACGUGAAGAGGAGAGCGUUGACGUCCGAGAUUUACAGCGGAAAACCAUGAGGUCGCAGAGGAGGCCGGGAGCAGUCGCCGUGCUGGGCUUGAUCGCCUGUAUUUGUGCCUUUCAUACGAACACCGCCAUUGACAUCCCACUUGAGGUUUUAGGUCAUGUAAACAUUGAGCAGCUGCCCACCAUCACAGCUCAGUCACCCAGCUCUCUCAUCGCCUUCCCGUUUGAUGAGAGCUUCCCCGUGACGUGCGAAGCCAAAGGGAAUCCCGAGCCGGAAUUCAGAUGGACGAAGAAUGGCCAGGAAUUUGACCCCUUUCUAGACCCCCGGCUGAUGAAAGAGGAGAAUUCUGGGACCUUUGUGAUACCCAAUAAUGGGAACCUUACAGAGUACCAGGGAACCUAUCGCUGUUACGCCUCAAACAAACUGGGGACCGCUAUAUCGAAGGAGAUUGAGUUCAUUGUGCCCCAUGUUCCAAAGUUUCCUAAAGAGACGCUGGAUCCUGUCGUGGUGGAGGAGGGCCAGCCUUUCACUUUAAAGUGUGACCCACCUAAAGGCAUACCACCUCUGCAGAUCUACUGGAUGACUAUCAAUCUCCAGCACAUAGAGCAAGAUGAGAGGGUCUCUAUGGGUUUGAACGGAGACCUUUACUUCUCCCACGCGGUGGAGAAGGACAGCAGGAGAGACUACUGCUGCUUUGCCGCCUUCCCGAGCAUACGCACCAUUGUUCAGAAGAAUGCCAUGUCUGUCAUCGUCAAGACGAAAAAAAGUGACAUGAGUCCUGAAACUGCUAAUGCAAUCCUGGAGAGAAAGCCCUCUCUUCUGACGCCCUCUGGUGACAAAUCAGAGACACAGCUGGUCAAAGGAGAGGACUUGAAACUCGAGUGUAUUGCUGAGGGAGUUCCAACUCCACAGGUGGAGUGGGCGAAGGUGGGCGAUCGGCUUCCUGUUAAAGCAAAGCGGGAGAAUCAUGGGAAACUGCUGAUUGUACCAUCAGUGGAGCAGGAAGACAGUGGGAAGUACAUGUGCAAGGCAAAGAACGUGUUAGGAGAAGCCGUCCAUUACUUCAUAGUGACUGUGGAAGAGCCUCCAGAGUGGGUGUCUGAGCCUGAGAGUCAGCUCAGCAUGAUCGGUUCAGACGUGUUCAUCAAGUGCUCCGCCAGUGGGACUCCUCAGCCGACUAUAAUGUGGAGGGUGAACGGUGUGCCUCUGCAGGAGGUCCCGGCAGCCAACAGGAAGACGACUGGUGACACCAUAGUUUUGCAUAACGCCAAAGUGUCAGACAGUGCAGUGUAUCAGUGUGAGGCCUCCAACAGCCAUGGAAAACUUCUGUCCAAUGCGAACAUCAUGAUUAUGAAUCUGCCCCCCAUGAUUUUGACCGAAGAGGGUGAGGAUUACUCUGCCGUAGAGGGGAAGCGAGUGAUGAUGCACUGCAAGGUCUUCAGCUCUCCUCCUUCCACUGUCACAUGGAGCAAAGACGACUCCUCUGAAUCCGUUGAGGGGCCGAGGUUUAGCGUUCAUGACAACGGAUCGCUGGAGAUCUACAGCGUAGAGAAAGACGACACGGGACAGUACACGUGUUUGGCUAAAAACACGGAGGGGUCGUCCGCCAUCAACACCAUGCUGUAUGUGAAAGAUCCCACUAGAAUAGCGGUGGCCCCGGAGGACCAGCAGAUCUUAAUAGGUACCACGGCCCAGCUCUCAUGCCUGGCAGAGUACGACAAGUCCUUCAGCAAUGACUUUGAGCUCCUGUGGGAAAAAGAUGAUGUGGAGAUAGCCCUCAACUACACUGAGAAUUCAAGAUACUUACUGGAGGAUGGUAUUCUUCAGAUUAUCAAUGUAAGCCACGGGGACCAGGGUGUGUACACAUGUGUGGCAAGAACUCCUGUGGACCGAGACAUGGCCUCAGCGCUGCUCAUGGUGUUAGACGUCCCCGAUGCACCUGAGAACUUGAUGCUAUCUGAGCACAAGAGCAAAAGUGUGAAACUGAAAUGGAUCCCUGGGGAUGAUCACAACAGCUCGACCACAGAGUUCGUCAUGGAGUACGAGGAAAGCCAGUGGGAGCCGGGAAACUGGAAGGAGCUGCUCCGGGUACCUGGGAACCACAACUCGGCCAUCCUCAAACUCCACGGUCACGUCGACUAUCGCUUCCGCGUGUCUGGAGUCAACACUGUGGGGAGGGGUCCUCCCAGCGAGCCCACAGAGAGAUACAAAACCCCCCCAGCAGCCCCUGACAAGAACCCAGAAAAUAUCAAAAUCGAAGGUCAUUUGCCACAUGAAAUGGAUAUCAACUGGGAGCCCUUGUUACCCAUUGAGCACAAUGGCCCUGGUCUGGAGUAUAAGGUGAGUUACAGAAGACAGGAUGUGGAGGAGGACUGGAAGGAGCACAUGGUGAAGAGACACUCAUUUGUGGUGAAGAACACACCCACCUUUGUUCCCUAUGAGAUCAAGAUCCAAGCCAAGAACCAUCAGGGCUGGGGCCCCGAGCCCAAGAUAGUGACCGGCUACUCAGGAGAGGACUUUCCCUCUGCUGCGCCUGAUGAUGUAGCUGUGGAUGUGAUGAACAACUCAGUGGUCAAGGUUAGCUGGACGCGUGUACACAAGGACAAGCUACAUGGACAUCUGGGAGGCUACAGGAUAAACUGGUGGCGUCUGCGCCGUCUGGUGGAUUCGAAGAAAAGCCACGGAGACAAACACACACUCACGUUCCCAGGGGACCGGAACCACGCAACGAUACCACGACUAACGCCCUUCUCCGAGUACAGCCUCAUUGUCAUGACCUUCAAUGGGCGGGGAAAUGGCCCCGGCAGCCAUCCCGUCAACUUCAAAACCCCAGAGGGAGUCCCUGAGAAAAAUCCUGUUUUCAGGGUCACAGAUGUACAGAAGCACACUGUCUCUCUGGUCUGGGCCCCGCCGCUGGAGCCUAAUGGGAUUCUCACCGGGUACCUCCUCGAGUAUCAGCUCAUCAACGAGACUGAGGAGGUGGGGGUGCUGCAGACAGUGGACAUCAGCAACCCCGACAUCACCCAGUGGAUCCUGCGCGACUUGGAGCCCAUGAGCAAAUACAAGUUCUACCUGCGCUCCUGCACCACCGUGGGCUGCGGGCCUGUCGUCAGCGACGAGUGCACCACCACCCUAGAAACAAGUCUGGCCAGUAUCCACGGAGGAAUAUCCACCCAGGGCUGGUUUAUCGGCCUGAUGUGUGCCAUCGCUCUCCUCACACUCAUUGUGUUGAUCGCCUGCUUUGUCAACAGAAAUAAAGGAGGAAAGUAUUCUGUAAAAGAGAAAGAAGACCUUCACCCAGACGUGGAGUCCCAGGGCAUGAAUGACGACACAUUUUGCGAGUACAGCGACAACGACGAGAAGCCACUGAAGGGCAGCCAACACUCGCUGAGCAGAGAGAUCAAAGCGGGGGACAGCGGGGACAGUCUGGUGGACUACGGCGACGAGGACGCUCAGUUCAACGAGGACGGCUCUUUUAUCGGCGAGUAUGCAGGGCGAAAGGAGAAGAGGGUGUCUGCCGAGAUCAAAGCCACCGUUCAGACCCCGGCGUGAGGAGCGGAACCGCCAUCCAUCCUCCCCUGGACACCGUUUUCAUUAAACCUGCUGUGAGGAACAAAUGAAAGAGGAAACAGACAUUAUCCAUACCGAGCACAAGUUUUGUGUCAAAUGUAAUGCGUCAUUGCCAACUGCACACUGCCAUUCUCAUUUUAUGAAGCUCUGUUUUGUCAAGUUGCAACAGAAAGACCAUUACUAAAUACUGUGUAUAUAUAGUGUAUAUUCUAUGUGUGGAGUGUCUUUUUUUUAUAAUUAUUAUUACGCAAAACAUGUAGAGGGCUUGGAUUUUCUUUUUCUCUCUCUUUCCAUUACUUCAGCUGCAGUACUGUUUGUACAAAUGUUAGGAAAAUUUCACUCCCCAUUGCUCAUGGUUUACAUGCUGCUUUGCCUCUGAUGUCAUCUUGUAGCAGACCACACAGACACAAGUGGGGAUAUCAAGCUGAUAUUUUUCAAUUGGAGCAAAUAUUACUGACCUUUUAUAUCUGAAAUUGAUUCAUUAAAUAUGAUGUAAGAUGUGUAUAAAGGUUGCUUAUUAACUUAUUUUUCUCAGUGGUUUUAUACCUGACAAAAUAACAAGGAAAUUUACAUAUCAUUUCAUAUCAUAAACAUUGAUUAUUGAAUCGCCCUGUGAUGCUAGAAGAAAGUAUAAUUUAGUUGUUAUGCCUUGUUUAUGAACAUUUAGAUCCAUUGGACAGUAUAAAUUACAAAACUCAGACUGUACGUACUGCUGUGCCAGAUGUAAUCCAUUACAGAUUACACUAUUCUCCUGAUUAUGAAGUUGUAAGAACUUGUAGUGUAAAUGAGUAAACCACAUUUUUAUCAAAAUCAAAAUAGCUGGUGUUUUUCAAACAAAUGACACAGGUGAAGUUUCUCUCAGUUUUACCCCAAAAAAGGUUUUACUUUUACAAGGAGCCACAUAAGGUAUAUUGGAAGAGUUCAACAUUUUGGGAAAUACACAUAUUUGAGAGAGUUAGAUGAGAAGAUUGAUACCCGGUCCUGUAGCUCUUUUAGCUAUACAAUAAAUAUGAAACCACACCCAGGAGCUGGUUGUCUUAGCUUGGCAUAAAUACUGGGAAAUAGCUAGUUUGGCUCUGUCCUAAGGUAACAAAAUACUCCUACCUGCAACCCUAAAGCUCACUGAUUUACAUGUUAUGAGUCAUCUGUUUAAUCUGUAAAAAAAAAAAAAAAAAAAAAAAAGAAUGUACAUGUAUUAACAACAUGUUAAUCAGUGUGCUUUAAAGGUGGUUGGCUUUUGCUAAUCCAAGACAGAACCAGAUGAGCUGUAUCCAGAUAAACUAAGCUAACCGGCUACGGCAGCAUCACCUUUAAAGGGGAUACUCCGAAGAUUUAGUAUUGCAAAAGACUUGUGCAGAGACACUUUAAAAAAAAAAAAAAGAAAAAGAUUGUAGCAGCAGAAGCCAGUAUAUCCUGACUUUUAGUCCCCAGCAUGAUUCAGACUCCAGGAAAACUGGAUCCUAUAUUUCCCAUAAUGAGGCUCAAUAGCAUCUUUCACCAGAAACUUUCUAACUCCACUUCCCUGGAUUGUAAAGCAAACUUCCUGCUUAUAAAUUUGCAGUCUCCAAAACACUAUGACCUCAUCAGGGUUACUUCUCAGAGUUGACUCCAGAGCCUCAGAGAAUGUUGUAUUUGUAGGCUGAUUCAUACUCUGCAUGAUCAUUACACCGAUUUCAAUAUGUGAAGUUGGUGGAGUGUCCCUUUAAGAAGAAAAUACAUUCUGUAUGCAUACCUGUAAUGCGUUAUAGAUUUUCUUUGUAAUCAGAUUACUUUGAUCUGGUUGCAUAUUUGACAUUCACCAAUAUUCUGCUGAUACAAUAUCCUGUAGACAUCAGUUUUAACAAUCCUUACUCUGUUACUUCCAAUAUACUGCCAUUCAAACCACAAACAGUAUGCUGUUCAGGAUUAACAUUAGAAGAACCGUGAUCAGAACAAUCACAAUGUUUUGCAAAACGUCAGCCAUUGCAUGGUAAGAAUGUUAAUUGGUGUUUUUUGAUGUCAUUAAAUUGCUUUACUUUCCUA
This is a messenger RNA of Seriola aureovittata, 6124 nucleotides long. RefSeq names its product cell adhesion molecule L1-like b (gene chl1b). The transcript has 27 exons. The record is from RefSeq and is a predicted model, not a curated record. The coding region runs from base 581 to 4084 and encodes 1167 amino acids. Gene Ontology annotation, biological process: cell-cell adhesion; brain development. Gene Ontology annotation, molecular function: cell-cell adhesion mediator activity. Lineage: Eukaryota; Metazoa; Chordata; Actinopteri; Carangiformes; Carangidae.